Molecule: messenger RNA, 1407 nt
Organism: Hydractinia symbiolongicarpus
Lineage: Eukaryota; Metazoa; Cnidaria; Hydrozoa; Anthoathecata; Hydractiniidae
Exons: 4
Coding region: 121-1167 (348 amino acids)
Source: RefSeq, a predicted model, not a curated record
CAUUAGCUUCUGAUUAUACAAUAAUGCAUUGGUAUUAAAUGACCUUUUCUCUUAUUUUGUGAAUGUUUGAAUCGCACGAUCUGAUUAGAAAGAAAUCAACAUACAGGCUCUUCAAACAGGAUGGCUGCAUUUAAAAUACUUUCCAUCCUCGGAACUUCAUGUUUGUUGCUGGCAUCCAUAAUGUACAUUGUCGGGUUAGUUACCAACAAAUGGGUGGUGACAACUUUUUCUGUAGAUGGCGGACAACUGUACGAUGUGAUGAAUAAAGCGUUUAACACGCCGACAAGAAACCCAUUCCUCACAGCACCAUAUAACAAACAACGAUUUGCUCGGGAUUUAUCACAAAAAAUCUCUCAGUACGGUGCUGGUGACUUUGAUAUUGGGAAUCUGAAAUAUUACUUGGCUCAGGUGAAAAAAUCUCCUUAUUUCCGAUCAAUCUCGAUCAAUAUAGAGGCGAGUUUCGGACUGAAGCAUGUGUGUCUUGAUGUGAAAGUCAAAAGCGAUUCUAUUCCGAAAGCUUUCCUUAAUCAAAUUAACAGUUUGAUUAAAGCUAAUGGUAGAAUGUAUUUGAAAUGUUACAGUACCACUUUUCUUAAAGAAAGUUCUAAGCUACAAAGCGCGGCAGCAUCGAAUAUUGAAGGAGGUCUAGGAGUUUUGAUGCAACAGUCAAAGAAACUUGAGAUGGAUGCUUUUGACGCAUUGGAUAAGGUCAAUGUUUGCAUCAUAUUGGCAACUGUAUUUGCUUCACUUGCCUUGAUCGUUUCAUUCAUUAAAUUACCUUGCGUCACUAUUCCUAAAAAGCAAUGGAUUGUGGGUAUAACUGUUAGUUUAGCUAUCAUUGCAGCUUUAUCAUCGGUUGCUGGUGUUGCUAUUUUGAAAAAAGACUUUCAUUUCAAGGACGACAUUGAAGAUUACAAAGAGGUCGCUAUCACGUAUCUCAAGACCUAUCAGAAAGAAGCAUACGCCCAAUACGCCCCUUUCUUUGACGUCAUAAAAAUCACAGAGAAGAUUGGCUACUCGCACAUCUUGGUUUGUGUUGGUAUUGUGUUCUUGAUUGUUGCUAUGGUGAUGAAUAUUGGAGAAUUGUUCAGUGCCAAGAAGAGCCAUGACGAUGCAUAUGAAAUCUCUUUGUUAUCUUCUGAUGGAUAUAAACCAGCAAAUGCGUAAAAAAACUUCAUUUAGUUGGGUUAUUUCUAUUCACUUUAAGGUAUUGCGUAUCUUUUAAAAUAAAUAGUUUUUACAUUUGCUUAUUAUUUUAAAUUGAUCAUUUUUCAUUGUUAAUUGGCUUCUAGAAGCUUCAUAAAUCUUAAAUUAAUGUCAACAAACUCUCAUGUUAUUCUAGUUAUUAAUUAUGUUUAAUUAUAUUUUUAAUUAAUUUUCUGGGAAUAAGGUGUUAAAAAAACGGUA